Molecule: messenger RNA, 393 nt
Organism: Ogataea philodendri
Lineage: Eukaryota; Fungi; Ascomycota; Pichiomycetes; Pichiales; Pichiaceae
Exons: 1
Coding region: 1-393 (130 amino acids)
Source: RefSeq, a predicted model, not a curated record
AUGAGAUCCAACCAUUCAUUAUCGCUGGAAGGGAAGAAUGAGCUUGGGCCCUGUAAAAUUUUGAGGUCAGACAUAAUCUCAUCAAUCGAGGUCCAAUUCUGGAAAAGCAUAGAUUCCAGUGUGAGACCACCUCCAGAAAGAGCACUGAUGUACAGAGCCGAGUCAAGUAAUCCUCCGAGGUUGGAUCCUGAAGAACGAGAAUCCAACGCGGACAGUUCGCCAAGUCCCACCAUCAAAGCACGAAUACCUCCUCCAGAAAGAGCAAUAUGGAUAUCAAUUGGAUCUUCGAGCAGGCUGCUGCUCCAGGGGAAGUUUUCGAAAUCUUCCAGGUUCAACGCCUCAAGGAAAGUGACCAGAUUCUGGUUGGCUUUCUUAUACCGAGGCCCGGUGUAG